GGGAAAGAGAGGAUAAAACACCAAUCUCGUGAGUUUAGUGACUUUUUUUCCGUUUGAUUAUUCAUUUUGUGUUUAUUUAUUUUUUUCUUUCCUUUUCCUCCCCUUCUCUUCUUGGGUUACCUGGGGCUUCGAGGCGGUGGGGGAGAGGACAAAGGACACGCAGAGGGAGAAGAAGAUGGGGGAAAAAAAGGGCUCGACAUCAUCGCCCAUCGAGCAAAACAUCUCCUGGCAACGAUCCUCGAUCGACAGACCCACCACUUCUCCCUUCCAGGAAUCUCCCAAGCUCUUACUGUUCUUGCUCUUCCCUUUCCACCUUGGGCAUAAUCCAUCACGCAUAAACCCAUCCACUCAUCCGCCCAUCCACUUAUUGCUAUUCGACUAACCAUAAUUCAAGGUUUGGUUCAAUAGAAAUCUCCGAUCAUUCACUUCCACCCCCCAACCUACCACAACAAUAAAGACUUUUCCACGCCAACCACCCCUGACCCUCUCCCCUGUUUUCGCUCUUUGCCCGACUUUCCAAACUUGAAACAUCUUUGUUGUUCUCGACGUUGAAAGUCCCGACUUUCACCGUCCCCCUCAUCCGCCAAAAUCAGUUCAACACCUUCUCACACUCCUCCCCCAACGCCAUCGUCGCGUAUGACAACCCUCUACCCUCAUCAAUACCACCACCCACCCACGCCUGUUCUGGAUCAACCCACACCUCAAUCGACUCCCCCUUUCUACAUGUCCCCCAACCAUGCACCCUCCAAUAAUUAUUCCUCCGACAAGUACAACCAUCAUCACCCUUCAGGUCCCUCGCCUCCUAAUUCUUCGAUGACCUCGUCCUUCUCCGGGGGCUCGCGCUCCCUCCAUCCAACCAACACCAUACCGACUCCCGCUAGCUCCGCCGCGAACACCGUUCCCGCGACUUUUGAGGACAACGAAGUUGACGUGAUGAUGGAUGAGGGAAGCGACACCGGAUCGAACAAGAGGCGCCGAACUAGUAGCAGUUCUUACGACCGUGCAUCACAGACAAUGCCCCCCGCUCUGCGACACCGAGGGAACCUAGCCGACGACAUUCCCCCCCCAAUACCCACUGAGCAGGAACUACUUUCCCAGCCGGAUGUUUCGCCUUACUAUUUAGUUUGCUCAAAUCCCCGACAGCCCUCAUACCCUGAUCUUACAGAUAACCUCCUCGCUUUGUACGGUCUCCGCGAUAUUGCCAACUCAGUAGCGCGAAAGAAUCAUAUAACCGGGGCGAAAAAUAAAAUCCGAAAAAGUUAUAAGGGUUUCACCAGCGAUCUGCCCGGUAGGAAUGUAGUCGCAACAAGAGCUUCCCAGACAGAAGUAGAACCUGGAGGAGAGGCGGGGGGCGGUGGAGGUGAUUAUUUUGCCACUCUGUUGCAGUUUCCAGACGAGGAAUGGCGCAACUUGCAGGUUAUUGGGAAGGAGAUUUCCAAGGGUAUCGACAUGGGGAAGCUGAGGAAAGGAUUGUCCAUGGGGAGAGGAGAUAUCCCGGGGUUUGAUUCUUCCAUCCUCGGACUCGAUGAGGAAUCUCGGGGGAGAAAAACUCCGCAUGUGGGCUCCACAACUCCUGCCGUUGGCGCUGCUGUAGGCACUCCUGGGCAUGCCAAUGGUUCGACACCUGGGGGACCAUCCCCUGCCGGUGAUGACGGUCGACCCAAGCGCGGGAAGCGAAGACGGAACGACGGCGGGGACGAUGAUAAUGGUAUUAACGGCAGCAUUGGAGGUGUGGCAGGUGGUGGAGGUGGAGGAAACCAUGGUCAGGGGCCUGGAGUAGGGCCUGGAGCGAUUGUUGAGGGCACAGCAUGGGAUGGGGAAAAGCGGAAAAAGAAGCGGAAGAAGGUUAAUACCCUCUUGAACAUAUAAAGUGUUUCCUUUGAUCCUUCUCUUUUUCCUUUUCACUCUUCCACAGUUUUAGACAGAAAACAGAUACUCGAACCUUAGUCGCGAAAUAUUAUACCCCGUUAUUUCCACUGUGCCACGCGCUCUUCUUCCCUGCUUGCCUGCAUCCACAUAGCCUUUGCCUUGUGUCUCCCCAACUUCUCCCAAGUUUUUCUUCGCAAAGUCAGCUGACGAUCGACCAAUUCCUGGUCCUUUUUACACAGAAUUCAGACAUGAAUUCAUCUGGGCCUGCAGCAGCCGGGAACAUGAUUCCCCGCCACGUACAAGGAGGGAUAGCGGUGCACGGCGGGUACGGCCGGUGACCACUUACCGGUGCUGUUAUGUGCCGAGCGUUAUGAGUUGACGCCCAGCAUAACGACGACGACGGGGGUUAUUAUAUAUAUACGUAUAUACGUUCAGUACCGAGUCACCGCCCCUUUUUACAUAUCUACCUGCUCACCUUGCUACCUACUACCUACCUACCUACCCACCUAUUGUCCCGGCGGAUCAUUAUAGUUGAUUCGUGCGCAUACAUGUAUCCACUGGUCGGACCGGAUUGGAUUGGACCGGAUUUCUUUUUCUUUUUUGUCACUGUAUUUUCUUCGCCCUAGAUUGGGUUCACUUUUUAUAUAUCUCCCCCUCCCUCCUUAGGUGGGCAAAGAGGGGAAGGGGAUCGGUUAUUAGUGCCUACCUGUCUACGUACCCAUGUCACAUUUACUUGCUAACUGGCUUUCCACGCUGUUGUUUCGCUCCCUUGCUUUGUCUACCGAAUUAUGUUUUACCUUCCUUCCUUCCUCCCACUCCCUUGAUUC
This is a messenger RNA of Tuber melanosporum (Perigord truffle), 2696 nucleotides long. RefSeq lists its product as uncharacterized. The transcript has 3 exons. The record is from RefSeq and is a predicted model, not a curated record. Gene Ontology annotation, cellular component: mediator complex; core mediator complex. The coding region runs from base 814 to 1869 and encodes 351 amino acids. Gene Ontology annotation, biological process: regulation of transcription by RNA polymerase II. NCBI's taxonomy places the organism in Eukaryota, Fungi, Ascomycota, Pezizomycetes, Pezizales, Tuberaceae. Gene Ontology annotation, molecular function: transcription coregulator activity.